Molecule: messenger RNA, 1995 nt
Organism: Astrephomene gubernaculifera
Lineage: Eukaryota; Viridiplantae; Chlorophyta; Chlorophyceae; Chlamydomonadales; Astrephomenaceae
Source: the annotation of a GenBank genome assembly
GUCCUACCCGAACUCCAGCACCUCCUUCAGCUUCGCGCUGCGCACCUGGGGGCCCGGCCGGGUCGCGCAGCUGCAGCUGACACGGAGGCAGCUGGGGGGCGGGGCGUACACGGGCAUGUACCUGUGCGUGGAGAGCAACUCCAGCACCACCAUCGGACUCAGGGGCGCCACCCACUCCUGCCCCCUCACGCUGCUCCCCGACGGCUCCCUGCGCCUCUGCAACGGCCGCAGCCCCACCCUGGCCGACACCCCCACCGCCCCCGCCUGCCCCCGCGGCACCUGCAGCUGCCCUCCGCCCUACGCGCCGCCCGACAACUGGGUCAUGGUGCCAGGCCUAGGUUUCGAGGACUGCUCCGCCUCCCUGCAGCCCCUGCAGCCCACCCCGCCCCCGCCCCCGCCCGCCCCUCCCAGCCCCUGGCAGCCCGCCACCGCUGCGGUGACGGCCCAGGCGGCAGGGGCCUGGGCCUUCUUCCGCCUCGACCUGCCGAGUGGGAGUGAGGCGGGGGCCCGGGGCUGGGCGGAGCUGAGUGUCACUGCGGUGGCAGCAUCGCAGGGUGACGCAGGCGGCUCGCUGCUGCUCCUGCUGCGGUACCAGCAGCUGCCCUCCGGUGAGGGGCCGGGACAGUACGACCUCACCAGCGACCCCACCCUCUCCUCCUCCUCCUCUCCUGCCUCCUCCUCACCAGCACCCGCUGCGGCCCCCCUGUGGAGCACCACCCGCACAGCCCGACUGAGCCUCAGCCGCAGCGAUCCCGCCUUCAGACCCGGCACCUGGUAUCUGGGCGUCCUCAACCGGGGCCCCACCCCCCUGUCGUGCAUCCUCACUGCCGCCGUGUACGGCUGCCCCAACAACUGCAGCGGGCGGGGGGCAUGCGCCGCAGAUACCGGGACGUGCACAUGCAGCGACAGCGGUCAGCAGCCCUCCUCCUCCCCCGACUGCUCCUCCUCCUCCUCCGACCUGUCACUCGGGCAGAACCUCACGGCAGCUCCCUCGGCGUUCGCGUACGACAGGAUCAUCCUACGGGGUGUACGGCAGCAGCUGCGAAGUGCCGCCACGUCACACCUGCGCCUCACAGCCGCCUUCACCACCGCCAGCAGCACGGGCGAGACGGGAGCUGAGGGGGAGCUGCCGGGUUGGGUGACAGCAAGGCCCGUCGUGCUGGUUGCUCCCUCCGCCAACACCACCUCUGCCGGCGGCGGCUUCUGGCCGGAUGCCGCCACUGCAGCUGCAGCCCGCAUGUCCCUGUCGGAGCCCAGAGUGGCGCAGUCGAUGGAUGUGGGCAGCUGGAUGAUCUCCCCCGAGGAUGACUCCCUGCACCUCCUGCUGCUCAACCCGCUAGCGGGACUACUGCAGGCGGGCAACACCUCCUCCUCCCCCGCUGCCCCCGCCCCUGCUGUCCCCGCUGCCCCCGCUCCGCUGCAUGUUGGGUAUUGGGUGGUGGUGGAGGUGGUGGGUAGCUGCCUGGCCAACUGCUCGGGCCACGGCGCCUGCGACACUGGCUCGGGGCUGUGCGUUUGCCAGCCGGGCUACGGCGGCGGCGACUGUUCCGUCAACCUCGCCACCAACACCACCGUCGGCGGCGUGUGCGCCCCUGGCUCCUUCCGCCCUCGCCACGUAGACGCCUCUCGCGGCACCUGUUGGGAGGCCUGCGCUGCUGACGGCAGCGGGUUCGAGGAGGGAGGCUGCAGCGAUUUCACAUGCGAUGAAGCCGGCAGCAGCGGAGGAGGGGAGGGGCAGCAGCAGCAGGGUCGGGGGCCGUUGCGGCGUCGGGGCGGUGCGGAAGAGUGUGUGUCGGAUGCAUGCGUGGCCGGGAACUACACGCUGGUGGAUGAGGAGGGCGGGUUUGCAUGUGUGCGGCGGUGCAGUUGCCCUGCAGACGGGGGUGCAUGCGGUCUGGAGGAGGGUUGCGUGCCGGGAACGGUGCGGUGUUUGGGCGGUCGGAGUUGGGAUGCGAGUGGGGAGCGGUGUGUGGAGUCGCCGUGUGUGGAGGGCAG